Molecule: messenger RNA, 1533 nt
Organism: Sardina pilchardus (European sardine)
Lineage: Eukaryota; Metazoa; Chordata; Actinopteri; Clupeiformes; Clupeidae
Gene: dusp12
Product: dual specificity phosphatase 12
Exons: 6
Coding region: 138-1037 (299 amino acids)
Biological process (GO): protein dephosphorylation
Cellular component (GO): nucleus
Molecular function (GO): protein tyrosine/serine/threonine phosphatase activity
Source: RefSeq, a predicted model, not a curated record
CGGAGUACAUCAACAAACUGCUCUAUCCCCACUCGUGGUAGUAGUGAGCAGGGGUAACUAGUCCAUGCAUUUAGCUUUACAUUAGGCUAAAUCGAUUUUUAGAGAUUUGAUGUUAUGUCGUCUCUGUUCUCAUAAGCAUGAUUUUGGUUGAAUCUGGUCUUUAUAUUGGGGCUGCCUCGGACCUCAAAGACCUCUCAAACGUAUCAAGUCAGGGUAUCACUCAUAUUCUCACUGUGGACUCGGAACAAGUAGAUUUGCCGCCUCAGUUCAUCACCAAAUAUGUACGGGCCCUUGACGAUUCGACCACUGAUCUUCUGAGUAAAUUCGACGAGUGCGUUCAAUUUAUCGACAUCGGGAAGGAACCCUCGUUUUCAGUACUUGUUCACUGUCAUGCAGGGCAAAGUCGGAGUGCUGCGGUGGUGGCAGCAUACCUCAUGAAAACUCACAGGAUAACUCUUGAAAAAGCUCAAAGUAAACUCAUUCAGGUUAAACCUGAUGUGAAGAUAAACGAGAAUUUCCUGGAUCAGUUAACAUUGUUCGAGUCGUUUGGAUACGUAGUGGACUUCUCCUCGCCACAGUACAAACAAUUCAGAUUAAAAAAUCUGACGGAACGGUACUCAGAUUUGAAAGAUUUGCCAAAAGAGGUCUUUGCUGCAGAUCCUGGACAAAGCCAAAACACAGAGAUUUCCUACAGAUGUAGGAAGUGCAGGCGCACACUCUUCUGUGGUUCCAGUAUUCUCAGCCAUGAUGUGGGUAACGGCCCAAAUGCUUUUCCCCACAAGAAGCCUGCAGGCCCUGGCGUUGGACACCACACGAGCUGCACCUCCUACUUUAUUGAACCAGUGCGGUGGAUGGAGGACGCCCUGCUGGGAGUCAUGGAUGGACAGCUCCUGUGUCCAAAGUGCACCUCCAAGCUGGGCUCCUUCAACUGGUAUGGGGAGCAGUGCUCCUGUGGCCGCUGGGUGACUCCUGCCUUCCAGAUGCACAAGAACAGAGUGGACGAAAUCAAGCACAUCAACAUACCUACUCUUAAGUGAUGGACCGGGAGAGUGUCAGGGAAUUUCAAAUCACAGCUUUGUGACAGUAAAUCCUAUGUGUGAACUUUGACCAAAGUGGUGCAAUUUAAAACGGUUUCCCUUGGAUAAGAAUCAUAAUUAUCAUCCACAUGUUUUAUACUGCGUUUUUACACCUUGAUGAUUUUUUUCCUAAAUCUACCCUCAGAAUGAAUAGACUACCUUCUCCCAAUGUUCUGAUAUUUUUUGCAACACAUUUCAUAACCACAAGGGGUCAUUGAAGGCAUGAGAGAACAGCUCCACUGACACAGUACUACAUUCUCAAAUUAUGGAAAAUCUAAAAAUGCCAACCUCUAUUUUGUGCAUUUGUGUACUGUUUAAGUACACUACAACGAUACAAAUAUGUAAGUACUCUGUUUAUUUGUACACUUUGUAUAAAAAAUGAACAUCUGGGGGAAAAAAGUGUUUCUCAUACACAUAUUUCACCUUUCUCUGUAGAAUUAAACUGCAUUUACAAUGA